Messenger RNA from Chrysochloris asiatica (Cape golden mole), 1026 nucleotides. RefSeq names its product mitochondrial amidoxime reducing component 2 (gene MTARC2). NCBI's taxonomy places the organism in Eukaryota, Metazoa, Chordata, Mammalia, Afrosoricida, Chrysochloridae. Gene Ontology annotation, molecular function: molybdopterin cofactor binding; molybdenum ion binding; pyridoxal phosphate binding. The transcript is spliced from 7 exons. Gene Ontology annotation, biological process: nitrate metabolic process. Gene Ontology annotation, cellular component: mitochondrial inner membrane. The record is from RefSeq and is a predicted model, not a curated record. Bases 1 to 1026 code for a protein of 341 amino acids.
AUGGGUGCCGCCAGCUCUUCGGCGCUGGCCCGCCUCGGCUUCCCCGCGCCGCGUCUCUCCGCGCAGUCCCGGUCCUGGUGGCUCGGGGUGGCCGCGCUGGGACUGGCCACCAUGGCGCUGGGGGCCGUGGCCUGGCGCCGCGGGCGAUCCAGAAGGCGCCGGAGACUGCAGCAGGUGGGCACUGUGGCGCAGCUCUGGAUCUACCCGGUCAAGUCCUGCAAGGGGGUGCUGGUGAACGAGGCCGAGUGCACGGCCCUGGGACUGCGCAGUGGCCACCUGAGGGACAGGUUUUGGCUGGUGAUUAAGGAAGAUGGACAUAUGGUCACUGCCCGUCAGGAGCCUCGCCUGGUGCUGGUCUCCAUCACCUAUGAGAACAACUGCCUGAUUCUUGAGGCCCCAGGCGUGGACCAGCUGGUUUUGCCAAGCAAGCUGCCUUCUUCACACACACUGAAGGACUGCAGGUUAUUCGGUCUUGACAUUAAGGGCAGGGACUGUGGCGACGAAGCAGCUCAGUGGUUCACCAACUUCUUGAAAACAGAACCUUUCAGGUUGGUUCAGUUUGAAGCACACAUGAAGGGGAGACCAUCAGGGAAAAUCUUCUCUCCUUCCGUACAGAAUUAUGAGGUAGCCUACCCAGACUGUAGCCCAAUUAUGAUCCUCUCAGAAGCCUCCUUGGCAGAUCUGAACACCAGACUGGAGAAGAAAGCAAAAGUGGAGCAUUUCCGGCCAAAUAUCAUGGUGGCAGGCUGUGGUGCUUUUGAAGAGGAUACCUGGGAUGAACUCCUAAUUGGGAAUGUGGAGCUGAAAAAGGUUUUGGCUUGUCCCAGGUGCAUCAUGACCACUGUGGACCCUGACACCGGAGUCAUAGACCGGAAAGAGCCCCUGGAAACCCUGAAGAGCUAUCGCCUGUGUGAUCCCUCUGAGAAGCAUAUAUACAAGUCAUCCCCACUUUUUGGGAUCUAUUAUUUGGUGGAAAAAAUUGGGAGCCUGAGAGUUGGUGACCCUGUGUACCGGAUGGUGCAGUGA